AUGUCCUCCCAAGCCGCCAUCAUCGCCGCCCUCAAAGGCCACACCCUCCGCAUCCCCAACCUCACAGCUCUCUUCCAAGCCUGGCCCCCUCAGACCCUCAACGAGCAUUACCAAGACUCCGUCACCCUCACCACCAACACCAUCCUCAAGAUCGCCGCCAUCGCUCCCCAUCUACAGAUUGAGCGCCGCCUGCGCGAUGAUAUUGCCCUACUAGCAUGUUUAUGGUAUCCCCUCACGCCCAAGCUGCGUCUCGAGGCCCUGGUGUUGUAUGUGGUAUGGGUAGUCUGCUGGGACGACACCGUCGACACCGUCGAAGGCGACCUGGGGACAGACUUCGCCCGCGCCGAGCAAUGGCGCGAGAGAACGCUGGCAAUCGCCAAAGAUGCAUUGAAUCUGCCCGGAACAGCUCCAGACGGUGAGGUCGAUGCCAUCAACGCAGUAUUGGUCGACUUUGGGCAGCGGUACGCAGAGGAGGCGCCGCUCCAUGAGCGCCAGCGCAUGUACGAUGAGCUCGCCAUCUACAUUGGUGCCUGUUCGACCGAACAGAAGAUGCGCCUCAGCGAGACCGUUCCUAGCUUUGACGAGUACAUGGCGCUCCGGGAGGGUACCAUCGCCGGCGGCACGUUCCUCGCCCUGGUUCCUUAUGCCAUGAACCGGGACGUGCCGCCGGAGAUGAUCAACUCGCCGCCCGUCAAGAUUCUCCAGAAGCAGAUCAGCGUGCUGGCGAGCUACGUUAACGAUCUGCUAUCACUCAAGAAGGAGCUUCAUUCGGGCUGCGCCAUCAACGUCGUAUGCACGCUUCUAACUCCGGGAACGACGUUGGACGAGGUCAUGGCGCAGGUGCUCCAGAAGCUCAAGGACGCAGUCCGGCAAUUUGAUGAGGCAGCGGGAGAAUUCAUCAGUCAGUAUGUGCACGAUGAGAAUCUUCACAGUUUAGCACAAGAGCUGGUGGACGGGUACAGACGUAUCAUCACUGGCGUGCUCGAAUUCUCGUAA
Messenger RNA from Trichoderma aggressivum f. europaeum, 996 nucleotides. RefSeq lists its product as uncharacterized. The record is from RefSeq and is a predicted model, not a curated record. NCBI's taxonomy places the organism in Eukaryota, Fungi, Ascomycota, Sordariomycetes, Hypocreales, Hypocreaceae. The transcript has a single exon. Bases 1 to 996 code for a protein of 331 amino acids.